AUGUCGAAAUCUCGCAGAAAUGUCAGGUUCCAACACCGGUCAAAUGACGAGCGACGCCUCAGUGUUUCCUCCGACGUCAGCGAUCCCCAAGAGCCCACUAGCCCCAGCAAAAAUGGGAAUGGGGGUAAGCCAGCAACCAUAAUGGAAGAGAAACCGCAGUCCGAGUAUGAGAAGAAGAAGCAGACCUUCAUCACCCGGACGAUAUGGACAUUUGUGAUGAUCGCCGGUUUUUUCGUUGCGUUGUUCUCGGGUCAUAUCUACAUUAUUGUCCUCAUUACUGGCAUUCAAAUCAUCUCUUUCAAAGAAGUCAUUGCUAUCGCCAAUAUUCCUAACAAGGAGAAGAACUUGAGGUUCACCAAAUCGUUGAAUUGGUAUUUCUUGGCGACCACCAUGUACUUUUUAUACGGAGAGAGUGUGAUCUACUACUUCAAGCAUAUCUUGCUCGUUGAUAAGGUGCUGCUGCCGCUGGCGAAUCACCACCGCUUCAUCAGUUUCACGCUUUACGUCAUGGGAUUCGUGUUCUUUGUUGGAUCUCUGCAGAAGGGACACUAUCGAUUCCAGUUCACCCAGUUUGCCUGGACUCACAUGGCUUUGUACUUGAUUGUUGUCCAAGCUCACUUUGUCAUGAACAACAUCUUCGAGGGCAUGAUUUGGUUUUUCCUUCCUGCUGCGCUGGUCAUUACCAACGAUAUCUUUGCCUACGUCUGCGGUAUUAGCUUUGGACGGACUCAACUCAUUCAGCUCUCUCCCAAGAAGACUGUCGAGGGUUUCGUCGGCGCGUGGAUCUGCACUGUCGGCUUUGGUUAUUUCAUGACCAAAUUGCUGAUACAGUACAAGUACUUCAUCUGCCCUGUGAACGAUCUCGGAUCAAAUAUUCUGACUGGUUUGGAAUGUGUUCCGAACCCGGUCUUCGCCGCGCAACCUUACUCCCUUGAGUUCCUUGGCCUGGACAAGACUUUCUGGGUGGAGCCUAUCCAGUUCCACAUCUUGGCUUUCGGCACUUUCGCUUCGCUGAUUGCUCCGUUCGGCGGAUUCUUUGCGUCUGGAUUGAAGCGUACCUUCAAGAUCAAGGACUUUGGCGAGUCCAUUCCUGGUCACGGUGGUAUUACUGACCGCAUGGACUGCCAGUUCAUCAUGGGCUUCUUCUCCUAUAUGUACUACCACAGCUUCAUUGCUAUUUACAAGGCUAGCGUGGGCGAUAUCAUUGAGACUGCCAUCAACGGUCUCACAGUUGACGAGCAGCUCGAGGUCGUCCGUGGCUUGGGCAAGUACCUGUACAACCAGGGUGCCGUCUCGGAAUCGAUUCUGGAGUGCCUCGUCACCGAGCUGAAGCGCCGAUGA
Molecule: messenger RNA, 1341 nt
Organism: Penicillium bovifimosum
Lineage: Eukaryota; Fungi; Ascomycota; Eurotiomycetes; Eurotiales; Aspergillaceae
Gene: cds1
Product: phosphatidate cytidylyltransferase
Exons: 4
Coding region: 1-1341 (446 amino acids)
Cellular component (GO): endoplasmic reticulum membrane
Molecular function (GO): phosphatidate cytidylyltransferase activity
Source: RefSeq, a predicted model, not a curated record